Colletotrichum truncatum is the source of this 369-nucleotide messenger RNA. Its product is annotated as glutathione-dependent formaldehyde- gfa. NCBI's taxonomy places the organism in Eukaryota, Fungi, Ascomycota, Sordariomycetes, Glomerellales, Glomerellaceae. The record is from RefSeq and is a predicted model, not a curated record. Gene Ontology annotation, molecular function: carbon-sulfur lyase activity.
AUGGGUCAGUAUACAGGACAUUGCAACUGUGGCUCCAUCACAGUUGCGUUGAAAGUGAAGCCAGAGACCGUCAUUCUAUGCCAUUGUUCAAACUGCAAACGUGCGGGUGGCCCGUUCUCCAUGAAUCUGGUUAUUGAUGAGGGUCAAUACGAGUUGAAUGAUGCUCAGAAGUCUCUCUCAGAAUACCCGGACAAAAAUACAGAUUCAGGGAAUACCGUACACCGGCACUUCUGUAAGAACUGCGGAAGCCCGGUCAAGUCCGUAGCUUCCAGCUUUCCCGGAAAGGCGCUGAUCAAAGCAUCUUUGUUUGAUGAAAUUCCAACCAAGAAAAUGGAGGUUUACACUGAAAAGGCCUUCGUAUGGGAAUGA